CUUCCCACCUUCUGCAGGAUGGCUUCUGCUUGGCGGAGACUGGGCUUUUAUGUCUCUUUUCUGAAAAGCCAGCGAGAUGGCGGGCCAGGGAUCAUCAGCAGGGGAAGGAGAGUGAUCCCGGGAUGGGCCAGAGAUAUUUACAGUGCCACGGGAGAAUGGACGAAAGAGUACACACUGCAGACAAGAAAGGAGGUCGAGAAAUGGUGGCAUCACCGAAUAAAAGAACAGGCCUCCAAAAUUUCAGAAGCUGAUAAAUCAAAGCCCAAGUUUUACGUACUGUCCAUGUUCCCUUAUCCUUCUGGCAAGUUGCACAUGGGCCACGUACGUGUGUAUACCAUCAGCGACACCAUUUCACGGUUCCAGAAGAUGAGAGGGAUGCAGGUCAUCAACCCCAUGGGAUGGGAUGCCUUUGGACUGCCUGCUGAAAAUGCAGCGAUUGAGAGGAAUCUACAUCCAGAAAGUUGGACGCAAAGUAAUAUUGAACACAUGAGGAAGCAGCUUGAUCGACUGGGCCUGUGUUUCAGCUGGGAUAGGGAAAUAACUACAUGUUUACCAGAUUAUUACAAAUGGACUCAGUACCUCUUUAUUAAGCUCUAUGAAGCUGGGCUUGCCUAUCAAAAGGAGGCCUUGGUUAACUGGGACCCAGUGGAUCACACGGUGCUUGCCAAUGAGCAGGUGGAUGAACGUGGCUGUUCAUGGCGUUCUGGAGCAAAGGUGGAGCAGAAGUACCUCCGACAGUGGUUUAUUAAGACCACUGCUUAUGCAAAGGCCAUGCAGGAGGCGCUGGUGGACCUUCCCGAGUGGUAUGGAAUAAAAGGCAUGCAGGCCCACUGGAUCGGAGACUGUGUGGGCUGCCAUCUGGACUUCACAUUGAAGGUGGAUGGUCAAGUCACAGGAGAAAAGCUGACCGCCUACACAGCCACCCCCGAGGCCAUUUACGGCACCUCCCACGUGGCCAUCUCUCCCAGCCACAGACUCUUACAUGGGCACAGCUCUCUGAAGGAAACCUUUCGGAAGGCACUCGUUCCUGGCAAAGAUAAGCCAACAGCUGCUAAGAACAGAGAGCCUUUCCAUAAGCUGCUGGCCCAAGGCCUUAUCAAGGGGCAGACAUUCCGCCGACCAUCAGGACAGUAUCUCCAGAGAGAGGAAGUAGAUCUCACAGGUGCUGUUCCUGUUCAUGCAGAAACGAAGGAGAGGUUGGAGGUGACGUGGGAGAAGAUGAGCAAGUCCAAACACAACGGGGUGGACCCCGAGGAGGUCGUCGAGCAGUACGGCAUCGACACCAUCCGGCUCUACAUCCUUUUCGCCGCCCCUCCUGAGAAGGACAUCUUGUGGGAUGUGAAGACCGAUGCCCUUCCUGGGGUGCUGAGGUGGCAACAACGUCUGUGGGCCUUGGUGACCCGCUUCAUCGAGGCCAGGGCUCCCGGGACGGCUCCCCAGCCCCAGCUGCUGAGUGACGAGGAGAGAGCCGAGAGCAAGAAGCUCUGGGAGUACAAGAACUCGGUCAUCUCUGAGGUGACUGCCCAUUUCACAGAGGACUUCUCACUGAAUUCUGUAAUUUCUCAGCUGAUGGGACUCAGCAGUGCCCUCCUGCAAGCUUCUCAGAGAGUGGUCCUCCACAGCCCCGAGUUUGAGGACGCGCUGUGUGCCCUGACGGUGAUGGCCUCCCCGAUGGCCCCUCACAUCACCUCGGAGCUCUGGGCAGGCCUGGCGCAGGUGCCCGGGAAGCUGUGUGCCCACUACGCCUGGGAUGCCGGUGUGCUGCUUCAGGCGUGGCCGGCCGUGGACCCGCAGUUCCUCCAGCAGCCCGACGUGGUGGAGAUGGCCGUCCUGAUCAACAACAAAGCCUGCGGCAAGAUCCCCGUGCCCCAGGGAGUCGCGCGGGACCAGGACAAAGUCCAUGAGCUCGUCCUCCAAAGCGAGCUGGGUGUCCAGCUCUUGCAGGGGCGAAGCAUCAAGAAGGCUUUCCUGUCCCCCAGAACGGCCCUCAUCAACUUUCUGGUGCAGGACUGACUACAGGGGGUGCCCCUGAGGAAGGAGGAGUGUGCUGGCCCAGGGCAGGGAAGAGACCAACGUCUUGAAUGUUUACCUUCAUGCUCAGUUGGGUGGGCUUGGGCAGUGCGGUGGGGCCUGGCGCAGGGGUGAGGGUGGGUGUGGGCAGAGGCGGAGGGCUCGGGCAGCUGCUGCAGGUGGGGGAAGCCAACUGAGGCAUGUGAAGCCACCAGAGGAACUGCUGGGUGUCCCCUGGGUGUCUGCAGGAAGGCGAGAAGAGAAGCGAGAAUGAGUGGGGCGCCUCUCGAGCAGCCUGGGAGCUCUGACUCCUAGAAAUCGUACACCCAGGAACAUGAGGGUAAACUGAGGACCCACACACCGCACAGGAGCAGCGUGGACAGCCAGUGUUGGACGGGGGACAGCCUGGGCAUCGUGGCAGGUGGUCUCCUCGCUUUCACGCUGGACGGAGGAGCCAUGUGGGUCAUGUCCAAAUAUCCAGUAUAUGGCGUGGCCACUGCGGUCUGCAGAAGCUGCUCCGAACCCGAAGGCAGGCGGGGCCUGUCCCUCCGCAGUUGUCCCCACUGCGGGCCUGCGCGGAUGCUGACACAGGGGCUCUUCCUAACCACUCCCUCGGGGUGUCAGUGUGCUGUGUAGUGAAGCAGAACCACGCUGGUUCCGAGCUCAGCUGGAACCAGCCCGUUCCGGGGCGCACCGCAGCCCCGCGGGGAGGCUGCUCAGGUGGGCCUCAGAUGGCCCCGCCGUGGGUGUGGCCCCAGAGCCAGGCAUUCGCUUGAGCAAGCUCCCCGCGGCCGAGGGGGCUGGUGCCACCGGGCGCUGCCUCCGUGUUCAGGCCACCGCCACCUGGCUGCCCGGGAGGGGUCAGGACCGGACCCCCGUUGUCGGUGCAUUAGGGUAAUCUGGUUUUCUGUGAAGUCAGCAAUUAGGUGCUCUUCCCAGAACUGGCCUGAGCCACUGAUUAAUACUUAAUGGGGCAGUGGAGGAGAAUUUAGCCAUUCUGUGCUACUGAAAGGCUAUGUGUUCUGAUGCUGUUUUUCUGAAGUAGCCUCAGAUGUGUCUAUAGUCGAGCAGCUAACAGAUGACUUUUUUUAACGCAAUAAAAUAUGUGUCAUGUGUGAUCUUGGAAUAGCCGCCAUAUUUCCCAUUCUAGGAGUUAAUCAGGAACAGAUCGAGGUGUUCCAUCAUCAUCAGGAGCACAUGGAAAGUCAUAAAGUGAGGUGCCUGGAGGACUUACAGAACGUGGUAGACAACCCUGGUUCAGGCUCGUUAGCCACAGGGGUUAAGUUAUUGGAUCUCAAAUGUGGCUCAACUUGAUAUCAUUCCUGGUCCCCAUGCCCAGAAAUUCUGAUGUAAUUGAUCUAAGGUGUGUUUGGGCAUCAGGGAACCUUACAAGCUGCAUUGGUGAGUCUAAUGGGCAGCAAAGUGUGAGAACCACUGGGUUAAUUGAUGGAUUUGAACCGUAAUGUCUAACUAGUCCUUCCUCUCCCUCUCUCCCGCCUCACUGGGAUGAGUCUGGUUUGGGACCCAAGCAUGAAGGAGCAGAGCUGGGAAAGACCAGGCCCAGAAUGGGAGGCAGGGGCCAGAACUCUCCAGCAGGUACUUAAGAUGCUCCCGGAGCCCACUUGGGUGUACACGGCCCCAUUCCUUGUGGAUUCAAUAAAAGCAAGUGGAUGCCGAUAUUUGA
Messenger RNA from Leptonychotes weddellii (Weddell seal), 3694 nucleotides. Lineage: Eukaryota; Metazoa; Chordata; Mammalia; Carnivora; Phocidae. The record is from RefSeq and is a predicted model, not a curated record.